AUGAGUAUGUUGGGGAGAAUGAUACCCCAAUCAUGCCGUUACCGUGGAGUGAAGUAUGAAUGCGGUUUAAGCAUCAGCUGUGUCUUAGGUGGUGGAAGACCCUUAGAUCUAUGCUCAGGAGGAAUGAUAUGGGCCUGUUGCAUAGACAGGGAAGUUUCACAUACGCCGACAAUUAGACCGGAAAUACCAGUUCUUAACAACGCCAGUUGUGGAGAACAGCAUACCAGAAGCAACAGAAUAGUGGGUGGACAUUCGACGGGAUUCGGAUCCCAUCCAUGGCAAGUUGCUCUGAUAAAAACGGGAUUUUUAACGAAAAAAUUGGCUUGUGGUGGCGCUCUACUUAACGAGAGGUGGAUAGUAACUGCUGCUCAUUGCGUCGCCACAACAACUAAUGGUAAUAUUCGUAUCCGAUUGGGUGAAUGGGACGUACGAGAUCAAGAGGAGAAGCUACCGUUCGAAGAAUAUACGGUGGAACGUAAAGAAGUGCAUCCUUCGUACUCGCCGUCAGAUUUUAAAAAUGACGUAGCUCUAGUUAAGCUCGACAGAAACGUUAGAUUCAAACAGCACAUCUUACCAGUUUGUCUACCCUCUCCCACGAUGAAACUGGUUGGAAAGAAAGCUACAGUAGCAGGCUGGGGAAGAACGAGACAUGGUCAAGCGACUGUCCCUUCGACUUUACAAGAAGUCGAAGUAGAAGUAAUACCAAACGAUAGAUGUCAAAGAUGGUUUAGAGCGGCUGGAAGGCGCGAAAUAAUUCAUGAUGUGUUUCUUUGCGCUGGUUAUAAAGAAGGCGGAAGGGAUUCCUGUCAAGGUGAUUCCGGAGGACCUUUAACGUUAACAAUCGAAGGAAGAAGAACUUUAAUCGGUUUAGUAUCGUGGGGUAUAGGAUGUGGAAGGGAACAUCUACCUGGUGUCUAUACAAAUAUUCAAAAAUUCGUGCCUUGGAUGGAUAAAGUGAUGGCAGGAUGA
Diorhabda sublineata is the source of this 969-nucleotide messenger RNA. Its product is annotated as serine proteinase stubble. The record is from RefSeq and is a predicted model, not a curated record. Bases 1 to 969 code for a protein of 322 amino acids. Gene Ontology annotation, biological process: proteolysis. Gene Ontology annotation, molecular function: serine-type endopeptidase activity. Lineage: Eukaryota; Metazoa; Arthropoda; Insecta; Coleoptera; Chrysomelidae. The transcript has 6 exons.